CAUCACCGUGGAGGCUCGAACCUGCUCGAACAUUUCGAUCGCGCUUCUUCGCCGCUAGGGUUUUCUCGAUUCGAUAACCGAAGAUGAGUUCGGAGGCAGCGGCGAAGGGUGGCCGAGGCAAGGCUAAGUCUUCUAAAUCUGUUUCUCGGUCGCAGAAGGCCGGCCUCCAGUUCCCUGUCGGCCGUAUUGCCCGCUUCCUUAAGAACGGAAAGUACGCCGACCGUGUCGGCGCAGGUGCCCCCGUCUACCUCGCCGCUGUUCUUGAAUAUCUUGCUGCCGAGGUUUUGGAGUUAGCUGGAAACGCUGCGAGAGAUAACAAGAAGAACAGGAUCGUCCCGAGGCAUAUACAACUCGCUGUCAGGAAUGAUGAAGAGUUAAGCAAACUUUUGGGAACUGUCACGAUCGCUAGUGGCGGUGUUCUGCCAAACAUCCAUCAGACUUUACUGCCCAGUAAGGGAGGGAAGGGAAAAGGCGAUAUCGGUUCUGCAUCACAGGAAUUUUAGUUUGAAACAUUUUGUAGUCGGAGAAGUCGUGGUUAAUGGCGAUAUGUUGUAUUCCGCAAAUUUGUAAUGCGCUUUUGGCACUUUUUUGGCGACGAUUAUUACAUAUUAAAUGACGAUAAUAAUUGAAAAAGAUAUUUUUUUUGAGCAAAUAGAUUUUUCAUACUUUGAUAUUA
Messenger RNA from Zingiber officinale, 676 nucleotides. RefSeq names its product histone H2AX. NCBI's taxonomy places the organism in Eukaryota, Viridiplantae, Streptophyta, Magnoliopsida, Zingiberales, Zingiberaceae. Gene Ontology annotation, cellular component: nucleosome. The record is from RefSeq and is a predicted model, not a curated record. Bases 84 to 503 code for a protein of 139 amino acids. The transcript has 2 exons. Gene Ontology annotation, molecular function: structural constituent of chromatin; DNA binding; protein heterodimerization activity.